Molecule: messenger RNA, 494 nt
Organism: Saprolegnia diclina VS20
Lineage: Eukaryota; Oomycota; Saprolegniomycetes; Saprolegniales; Saprolegniaceae
Exons: 4
Coding region: 7-423 (138 amino acids)
Source: RefSeq, a predicted model, not a curated record
GCUCAUAUGGCACUGCCAAGCGAUGACGACGGUGCGUGCAGGAUGAAAUCCGAACGCAUGAGCUCCAAAGCCGUUGCGUUGGCGUCGACGUCGAUCUGGUGGAAGGUGGGCGCGGUCUCGGGCGCGACCGCGGUUCUCCUCGGUGCGUUCGGUGCCCAUGGCCUCAAGAACCGCGUCACGGACCCGAAGCUCCUCAAGACUUGGGACACUGGCGCCCACUACCACUUGGUGCACUCGCUUGCGCUCCUUGCCGUGCCCUUCUCGCGUCGCCCCAACCUCGCGGGCGGCCUCAUCUCGAGUGGCAUCGUCUUCUUUUCGGGCAGCCUCUAUGCUAUCGUGCUCACGGACCAGAAGAGCCUCGGCAUGAUUACGCCCAUGGGCGGCCUCAUGUUUGUCGCUGGCUGGCUCUCGUUGCUGCUGUAAGAAGCGUCCCCCAGCGUGGCUUCACGUGUGGCAUCAAGCACAACAUUGACAUCCACUGUUUGUUUCUCCUA